Messenger RNA from Cannabis sativa, 1950 nucleotides. RefSeq lists its product as uncharacterized. The transcript is spliced from 5 exons. NCBI's taxonomy places the organism in Eukaryota, Viridiplantae, Streptophyta, Magnoliopsida, Rosales, Cannabaceae. The coding region runs from base 94 to 1086 and encodes 330 amino acids. The record is from RefSeq and is a predicted model, not a curated record.
ACAAACUCAUACGUAUGGUGUAAAAUCUACUAUUUGGCGGCCGGAGAAUAAGAAGAAAGAGUUGAGAAAAAAAAAAAAGUCUGCGAACUGGCCAUGGAAAUCUGGCACAAAGCCCAAAGCUUUGCCGAAGAAGCCACGAAGCGCUCUCAAGAGCUAGCCAAAGACGCCGCUCAACGAACCCAGGGGUUGACCAUCGGCACUUCAAAGCUCUACGACGUUGUUUCUGAGACUGCCAAGCGCUCCAAGGAGAUUGCCGCCGCGGCCUCCAAGCGAGCCGACCAGUUUCUCUCUGAAGCCCUCAAACGAGCCGAAGAUAUCAAGCAAUUGGCCUCUGUGAUCACCCCAUCUUCGGCGCAAGACCUCACGGAGCCUCCGGUGGGAACGAGUACAAGUACACUUGAAAAGGAUCUCCAAACGUUCGGAGUGACCGAGGAGUUGAGAGAGUUCGUCCAGGGUAUCACUUCCACCACGUUCCAGGAUUUCCCUCUUGAAGAUGAUACGCAACUGUAUGAUGUUCAUACAGUAACAAACAUUAGGCAAGAUCUCUCUGAGUGGCAAGCAAGACAUGCCAGUAUCGUUCUUCAAACUGUGAAGGAAAUUUCCCAAUUAAGAUAUGAGUUGUGUCCACGCAAUAUGAAAGAAAGAAAGUUCUGGAGGAUAUACUUUAUCCUAGUCAACAAUCAUGUUGCACCCUUUGAGAAGCGUUACCAAGAGGAUGUUAAAUUAAAAGCUAAAAAAGAAAAAUAUGACACUCAAGGGGAACCUUCAAAGGUUGAAAAUGUUACACUGAAAUCAACCAAACAAGAAAAAAAUGACACUCUUAAAGAGCCUGUGAAGGUUGAAGAUGUAAUACUGAAUCCAGCUGAACAAGAAAAUACAUUGAUGAAAACUUCAGAAGCAGAAGUUAAUGAUGCAAACCAGCUAAGUAAAGCGUCAACCUUAUUACAUACUGAUCAAGACUUGGAUAUGUUUCUCCUGGGAGAGAAUGGAGACAGUGAUGAUGGUCAAGAUGCUGAUGGCGCUGAUGGAGACUUUGAUGAUGAUUUUGACAAAAUUAUGGAUGGCUUGGUAAGAACAACUCUAUGAUUUUGUGUUGUUUGAUUAUCUUAUUUUUAGGUGUCAUAUAUAAUAUAUAUUUGUACGUGUGAUUGGAUGGAAGCUUAUCAUUUUUUACUAUUCUCAAUGUCACAUUGGCCUUCAAUGAAUUCACCGUGGAUUGCUGAAUUAGGAGUAGUGUUUAGUACUUUGGUAUUUGGAACUAACUAGGGCUGGAAGAGCAUAUCACAUCUUAUGUUUGCUGUUUGCUCCUCUAGCAAUAUUGUUGAAGUAAAACAUGAAUGUUUCCAUUUGAAGAAGUAUAUUGCUAAAGUAAAACAUUGAUUCAAUAUGAGUUUGCCUUGUGAUAUUACCCAGUUCAAGGUCUUGAAUUUCAUCACUCCAUGCAAGGUCUUGAAUUUCAAUAAAGUUUCAUGCUUGCAAAGUUAUUUAACUGCAUCUUCAACCUCAACGCAACUUCAUAUCCCAUGUUGAGCAUUUCAAGUUGCAUUGGUACAUACAUGGUUAUGUUUUAUGUAAAAAAAAUAAAAGAAAAAGGUUGUUAGCAAAGUGAUGAACACAUGAAUUUUGUAUAGGGUUUCUCUGUACAUCUUUAUUGCUUUAAAGUAAUUACGUUUUAUAGUUGAACUAAUACUAAUAUUACAUUCUUAACGAUUUGAACCUCAGGAUGAUAACUUAUAGGAAGACUGCAUAGAAGUUGUUGAAGCAAUAUUUGAAUUUGAAGAAAGUUUUAAACUACAAAAUCAAAGUUACACAUGGUUUACUUGCCUGUGAUGUUCAUAGUCCUUUUCCUUUUGUUACGUGUAUAUCUUAAGUAAUGUUUAUUUAACAUUUUUUUGUUGUAUCUUAACCUUUUUGUUUUAAUAGAAUUUUUUUGUAUUUCUUUAACAAAAA